Messenger RNA from Leptosomus discolor (cuckoo roller), 3633 nucleotides. NCBI's taxonomy places the organism in Eukaryota, Metazoa, Chordata, Aves, Leptosomiformes, Leptosomidae. The record is from RefSeq and is a predicted model, not a curated record.
AUGUCCAAUGUGUCGGAAGAGAGAAGCACUAGACAACAGGACAUUAAGAAAGGACUUCAGUUUAUAGAAUCUACUUUGCCCUAUCCAGGGACACAAGAACAAUAUGAGUUAUUUAUACGAGAGCUUGUUAGAAAUCUUUUUAAUGAAGGGAAUGAUGUAUAUCGAGAAGGUGACUGGAGAGGAUCACUGAGUCACUAUACAGAAGCUAUAAACAUAGCUGAUUAUGCUAAUUCUGAAGAAAUCCAUGUUUCUGAUGAUAUUUUAGAGAAGCUUCACGUGAACAGGAUAGCAUGUUUUUCAAAUAUGUUGCCAUUAAGGUUGAACGAAAACAAUUUCAGAGCUCUCUAUCGGAAAGCAAAAGCUUUGAAUGAACUGGGAAGGUAUAAGAAGGCUUAUGAUGCUGUAGCAAAAUGUUCUCUUGCUGUGCCGCAGGAUGAAAGUGUGAUUAAGCUUACCCAAGAACUAGCUCAAAAACUAGGGUUAAAAAUAAGGAAAGCAUAUGUAAGAGCAAAGGUAAGAUUUUAUUUUAACACUACGCUGGGUUUUCCCUCUUUCGAUAAUUUUAAUUAUUCUUCUAUAGAAGAUAUUGAGUUAGAUUUAUCUGACCAGAAGCAAGAGAUGGUUUCUGCUGCUUCAUCAAACUUUGUUUCUGAAGUGUCUAAAGUGUCAUCAGUACCUGUACCAUCUUUAUCUUCUGUUAUGCCUCUUCAAGUGGAAAAAGUUUCCUUGCCUUCUACAGUGCUGGCAAAUGGAGGGAAUGUUUCUUUCUCUAUGCCAGAAGCAUGUUUAGAUUGUGGAGAUGGAGAUAUAAUUAUUGGGGAAGAACUUGAUGAAUUACUUGAUUCUGUGCCUGAUCCAGAUGAAAGUGUAAUGCAAACUACAGGAGCCAGAGGACCUAUUCCUGCAGGAAGUGUAGCUCCUAGCGUACCUUUCUCUGCCUCUUUGUUGGGGACGCUGCCAGUUAGUGCAGGAUUUGUUCCUUCACCUUCUCUUUCCAAAAUCUAUUCACAGCCCUUGGCUUCUUCACUGGAAAAUUUUUGUUCACCAUUAAGCACCUUUUCAAUCAGUGACCCAAAAAGAGACCUUUCAAGUUCAGCUUCUAGAGAUGGAACACCAACACUUAGCAGCAAUAAUUCCCCAUUGUUUAUAAAUGGCCCUAGUAGUUUGUUUGGGUCCGAAAAUUACAUGGGAAUUGCAGGCCAAACUAGAAAUGACUUUUCAAAUGUUUUUAGCAGUGCAGCUGCUAAUAUACCUGUAUCUUCAGCACUUGCGGGAAGAAACCCAUUAGAAGGCACACAUGAGCUAAGACAGGCUUGCCAGUUAUGUUUUGUCAAAAAAGGUCCUAAAUUGUUGGAUUAUGCUUACCAUCCCAGUUUAGAACAUAAAUGUAAGAAGGAUAUUCUAAUUGGCAGAAUAAAAAACUCUGAAGAUAAAUCAUGGAAAAAAAUACGACCAAGACCAACAAAGACACAGUAUGUGGGACCAUAUUAUAUAUGUAAAGAUGUCGCUGCUGAAGAGGAAUGCAGAUAUCCAGGUCACUGCACAUUUGCAUAUUGCCAAGAGGAGAUUGAUGUGUGGACACUGGAGCGCAAAGGAGCCUUUAGUCGAGAAGCUCUUUUUGGAGGAAAUGGAAAGAUCAACUUGACGGUGUCCCGACUUCUUCAAGAACAUCAUGGAUUAUUUAUGUUUCUUUGUGAGAAAUGUUUUGAUCACAAACCCAGAAUAAUAAGCAAAAGGAACAAGGAUAAUUCAUCUUCUUGUUCUCACCCUGCUAUGCAUGACUUUGAAGAUAACAAGUGCCUUGUCCACAUUUUGCGAGAAACUAUGGUGAAAUAUUCCAAAAUCCGCCCUUUUCAAGUUCGAUGUCAGCUUGACCUGUGCAGACAUGAGGUGCAUUAUGGCUGCUUACGAGAGGAUAAAUGCUUUUAUGCUCACAGUCUGGUAGAGCUUAAAGUUUGGAUAAUGCAAAAGGAAACAGGUAUUUCACAUGAUACUAUCGUUCAAGAGUCAAAGAAGUACUGGCAGAACAUGGAAGCUGGUGCACAUGGAUCACAGAUCCUUGGGAACCAAAUGAAAUAUGGAUCACUUAAUUUGAAGAUGAAGUUCGUUUGUGGUCAGUGCUGGAGAAAUGGCCAAGUUAAUGAGCCAGACAGAAACAAAAAAUACUGUAGUGCAAAGGCAAGACACCCAUGGACCAAAGAUCGCCGUGUGGUGCUAGUGAUGUCUAAUGAACGCAAGAAGUGGAUGACCAUUCGUCCUCUUCCCGCAAAGAAACAAGUGCCUCUGCAAUUUGAUUUGUGCAAUCAUAUUGCUUCAGGCAAGAAAUGUCAGUAUGAUGGAAACUGCUCAUUUGCUCACAGUCCUGAGGAAAGAGAGAUGUGGACUUACAUGAAGGAGAAUAGCAUUCAAGACUUGGAGCAGUUGUAUGAUAUAUGGCUAAAAAGUCAGAAACCAGAAAAAGGAGAUGAUACAACUGCUCAGGCAAACAAAGAAAAUGGGAAGCAAAUUCACAUGCCGACUGACUAUGCUGAAGUUACAGUGGAUUUUCACUGUUGGAUGUGUGGGAAGAACUGUAAUAGUGAGAAGCAAUGGCAGGGUCACAUUUCUUCUGAAAAGCAUAAAGAGAAGGUUUUCCACACUGAGGACGAUCAAAACUGCUGGCAGUAUCGCUUUCCAACUGGAUAUUUUAGCAUUUGUGAUAGAUAUAUGGCUGGUACUUGCACUGAAGGAAACAACUGUAAAUUUGCCCAUGGAAAUGCUGAACUCCAUGAGUGGGAAGAACGAAGACAAGUUUUAAGAAUGAAGCUCAGCAAAGCGAGAAAAGACCACUUGAUUGCUCCCAGUGAUAAUGACUUUGGAAAAUAUAGUUUUUUGUUUAAAGAUUUAAACUAAUACUGAGAAUGACACAUACACGUUAUCAGCUGGAAGCAUAAACCAGAAAAUUUGACAAUAAUCAAAAGCAUGUGACAGAAAAGCUGCAGGUUUUCUGCUUUUAUUGGCAUAUAUUGUUCCUCCUGAACGGCAAAAUAUAGUAGAUUUAGGGGGAUUGAGCAGACCUGUCUAUGCUCUCAUGAAACAGAGUGGUGAUUAAAAAAAUCUGAAGUAUUAUGUGCUUACUCACCUUCUGUUGGACAGAAAGUUAGGAAAUAGAAAGGGGGAAGAGAGGUUAUAAUAUCUAGGAAGCCCCCUAGUAUCAGUCCUUCAGUUGAAAAACUUUAAGGUAUCAAGGUAUUACAAAACAGAGUGUUACGGGCUAAGAAGAAAAUGAUGGAUGAAAAUUCUUCAGAUCUUUUAACGGAGAGGAUUUGUUUAAAACAAAAGUUUGCUACUUAUCUAUAUGUAGGUUGCUAAAAAGGAUUUUCUUAUUAAAGAUUUUAAACAAAAUAACCAUUUAACUACAAUAUAUGUUGAAUGGGUAUUUUUUCUCUAUUUGUAUGUUUCAAUAUAAUUUACUGAAAAAGGAUCUUGGGAGGAAAAGUAUUAAUUUUUGAAAAUGAAGUAGUUAAAAUUCUGUUUCUUGGUCUUUGCUGUUUAAAUGAUGAUUUUGAAAGAUUACACUUGUAUGUCAGUAUUGUGUAUUAUUGUAUGGACUAAUGUUGCCUGUAAUAAAGAGAACUUUACACAAAGCUGUUU